AUGGCCCUGCGUGCCUACCGCGGCCCGCUGGCCCUGGCCGCCGCGUCGGCGCCUGGGUUUGGCCUCGCUGCGGUCCAGCGGGCUGCGCACGCCGUGGGGGCGGCGGUCAGUGGCCCAGGGGGCGUGCAUCCCGAGGAGGGGAGCUGCCCAGUGGUCCCAUACCCGCCGUGCCCUGAUCUUGCCUGCCCAAGGGCGCCGCCGUGUGCGCCAUGCCCGGCACCGCAGUGCCAGGCGUGCCCGGAGAUCCGGGGCGACCUCGACCAGCCCGACUACAUCGGCUGGACCCUCAGUGCGUGCAACCUGGCGCUGACUGCGGCGGCGGGUUGCUCGCGGCGCCGGCCUCGCCAGCGCGAGGCGCCCGAGGCGCAGCCCGAGCAGGCCCCGCGCCUUGCCGUGGAGGAGGACGCCGACGCCACCGUGCUGAGGACCGAGGCGCUCCGCCAGCGCAGAACGAUUCGGAAUCGGGCAAUCGACCUGACCGUUGGCGACGAUAUCUACUCGGUCCACUGGCUCGGCGCGCAGGGAGCUUCUCAUCCUGGGAUUCGGAACGAUCGAUGCUACCAGUUCACGAGGAGGCCGACCGCUGCCGCGGUGAGGGCGCUCGAUCGCCCCCCCGUGAGGGUGGCAGCCGCCCCGGGGGACCAGGUCGGAGGCUUCGCUAGGGCGCCAGCGCAGCAAGCUGGGCCCGUGCAGCGGAGGGCUCCCCCGAGGCGGGUGUGGGUAGUCGCCGAGGAUAUCGUGGAUGAGCUCCCGCGGGAGGCACAUGUCAUCGGAGACAAGGCGUUGAUGCCGCUGGAGGGCGGCGACGCCGCGAUGUUGAGGCAGAUCGAUCGGAAGGAUCUCGACGAUUACGUCAACGAUGAUUUGAGGGUCCUCCCAGUCCGCUUUGAUGGCGCUGGCCGCCGCAGGAGGACGUUCCCCGACGCCGUCGGCCGCAUGAUGGAUGAGCUGCCCGAGGGCGGCGUUGACCUCACGGGCCCUCGCACUUGCUGGUAUCGGCUUCAGAACACCGCCUCCCUGUCUCAGACGCCCGCCACGCAGUUUGAGCGCUGGAAGGUGGCCGCCCAGAUCCAGGACGGGGACAGGUCUCAGUAUGAGCACGAGGCGCUCUCCCACAUCUUGGAGACGAUGGCAUGCGUAGACCAGCUCAACGUGCCCAGUUUGAAGUUAGGCGAGCUGGUCGCCAGGAGGCUCCAGCUCAUCGAGGGCGCGCGUGCUCAUGUUGGCGCUGGAGGCGCAGCGGACUACAGCGCGGCCGACCACUGCAUGGGCUGGUCGUCGCGGAGGAUGGGAGUGGUCAUCGACCCGCAGCUGCGCCAGCGCGUGGCCGACAACUUCCGCGGCGAGGCGCAGGUCGCCAAGGGGGCGGGGAAGGCCAAGGGGGAGCACCGGCUGCGCAGGCAGCCUGGCGGCCGCAAGAAGAAUGGCAAGAACGCCAAUGGGGCACCUCUGAUGGGGCGGGGGCGCGGGAGCUGGCCAGCCCGCGCCCCCUCAGGGGCUUCUGCGUGGAAUUCUGGACGAGAUGAGGGUCGCCUUCGGGCUGCAAUUUCUGGGCUGCUCGGGCCGACGGCGUCCGAGCAUCGUCGAGUCCCGCGCCGAGAGCUACUUCCUGUGCCUCCUGUCCCGGCCACUCCUCCUGCGACUCCCGGGGCCUCGCACUGGGCGCGGAGGAGGCUGGCGCGUCGCCGCGGGGUCGAGGAGAGGGUCAAUGAGGCUCUCACGGUUUUGAAUGAGGUGAGCUGCGCGGGGGAGGAAUCAGAGACCCUUCGGCCGUCGCUGGCGCAGCUCACCUCGCAGGAGGCGUUGCUGGAGCUGGUCUCCUCCCUGCCAUCGCCCGCUGACACGUGCAGUCGCCGCGGGGCCGCUGACGAGCUCCCGGCUAGCGUGGUCGACUACGCCGGGGUCGACCAGGGUGUCGCAGCGAGGCCGUGCAAGCGAUCUCUCGUGUCGAUGCCAGCGGUCGGGGAGAGCUCUGCUCCGCUGACCUCGGUGGCUGGUGAGCUGGAGAGGGAGCUGCUGCAGCGGCCCGUAUGCGCGAUGCUGGCAGAUUCCGACGAUGUGGGUUGGAGGUCUGCGAAGAUUAGUCUGAUCGAGCCCUGCGUGGACGAGUGCGACAACCUCAACGUCUUUGGCUUGGACAAGAGCGCCGUGCAGCUGGCCGAGGACAGGGUGGUCUCCCACCUGAGGGCGAGAGGCUUCCCCGUCCACGAGGAGGUCAACGCCUCGGUCAAGGUCGCCUCCCUCGGCAGGUGCAUCGACGGCGACAGGUGGGUCGUCUACAACAAGCCUGAGCGGGCAGAGCGGUUCGCGAAGGUUUGCAGUGUUAUCGAGAAUGGUGCCCGUCUCUCGGGCCAUGCAGUUCAGAGGUGGGCUGGCCACGUCGUCGACUUCUUGCCGAUUCGUAGGGAGGGUUUGGCCGUCCUCAGGUCCACCCACGACUUCAUUGACAAGGCUCGUGCUGAGGCGGCUGGCCGGCGGCGGCUCCGCGCCGCGCGGGCGAUGUCUGUGGGGAGGGCGGGGCCGAACGCGUACCAGAGGUUGAAAGCAGCUGGACCCAACGCUCCACGACGAUCGCCUUUUCCGCAUCCGUCGUCGCAGUACUGCGACAUCCCAGCCGACUUCUCAAAGGUGGAUUCGAUCUUGAAGCAUCUGCAGCAGACGGAGAGCCAUGACUGGCUUGGCGAAGUCACUCAUUGCUGCACCCAGGUCUGCUACUUGCUGCUGCAGAACUACAACAUAUCGCGCUUCAAUUUCUAUAAUUAUAAUUGUCAUUUGAUCGUGCUCACAACCCUCUUCUUGGCCCAGCGGAUCUGGUUCUUCUUGUGGAGAGUGACUUCAUUUUCGGACGCGCAUGGCUUGAGGUUCGCGUGCCACAUCGUACUUUUCUUGGUGCUGUUGGAUUCUCUCUACUGCGGCAUGCAGCUCGUGCUCAAGGACUCCUUCGUGGGCAGCAUGUAUCUAGCAACGCCCCUGAUGAGCAGCGUGAUAUUCUACCAGAUUAACUUGAGGACGAACACCAAUGUGUUUACAGCAGAACUGUUCAGCAUGCUGAGCCGCUGCGUAUACCACAGCCUGGAGACCGCCUACUGCAUCGGCGUUCUUCCUCUGAAAUUUCUGCAGUACGAGUACAUAUAUUUUGAUACGUCGCGCUGUGUGGUUUUGACUGUGUUCGUGACUUUCCACAUAUUCCUGAGCUUCUUUUGCCUUGAGUUGCACUGCCUCGGAUCCGAGGUGCUGCAACAGGCUCGAAUGCUUGGAGAAUGGCGAUGGAUACCAGAUCUUACAAGACUCAAAAAUGUAUCUCCGAAGCCAGCCGAGUGGAAAUUUGACAAUUGUCCAUACCCACGCGGAGCAGUGGUGAGAUGCAAGGGGCGGUACUACGAGGCGAUGGCUACGUUGAACACGUGUUCGCCGACCAGCUUCACGCAACUGAUAUCACCCGUGGCAUUUGUAUUGGGCGACUCGCAGCGCACCAAGGCGUUAGUGUUAGCGGCGCUGCUGCUUCUGAACGCGACUCUGGUACAUUUCAUUCUGUGGUCGAACCAGUGGUCGAUGUACGCCGUGAUGCUCAUACCGAAUUGCGGCCACUUCUUGUAUGUGAAGUAUCGAAGAUCGCACUCCUUCUUCAACCCCGCGCACCUGAAUCUGAGGCAGCUGCAGUGGGACCUCAGCCUCGAGGUCCCGCCGCACAGGCUCAACGGCGCAGGAGUGGCGAGCUCAACCUCCGGCCUGUCGGUGCACCAUCUAAAUGGCAGAGCCGCUCACGGGGACGCCCCCGGCGGCCGGGGCGGCUACCCCGACGAGGCCGACGGCGACGAGGCCUCGAACCACCCCGACGAU
Molecule: messenger RNA, 3840 nt
Organism: Prorocentrum cordatum
Lineage: Eukaryota; Dinophyceae; Prorocentrales; Prorocentraceae
Source: the annotation of a GenBank genome assembly